Ostrea edulis (European flat oyster) is the source of this 919-nucleotide messenger RNA. RefSeq lists its product as uncharacterized. The record is from RefSeq and is a predicted model, not a curated record. Lineage: Eukaryota; Metazoa; Mollusca; Bivalvia; Ostreida; Ostreidae. The transcript is spliced from 2 exons. Gene Ontology annotation, molecular function: protein binding. Bases 58 to 885 code for a protein of 275 amino acids.
AUUUAGACAUAAACGUCCAGUACAAGCACUGAUAGUAUCAUUUCUAACAAACCAAACAUGAAGUCGCGGUAUGUAUUCUGCGUUUUUCUCUGUCUAGUCAUUAGAUUCUCCUCCGGUUUUGGCGUUGAUGAUACAGACACGGGUACUGCCGUCCAAUUUCUCCUCAAAGAGUUUCAGUCUUUGCGUAACCGAGUGUCUGUAUUAGAAAGCUUCGUUGAAAAACAAACAGAAAUAAUUCAGGUUCAGAACGACAGAAUUGUUAAACUUGAAGCUAUUGUCAAGUCGGGAAGUUUUAAUGAGGACGAUUUGAAGAAGUCGAACUAUUCACUUGGUGAUAUCGAGGAUGGAGCUCAUCGGUCACGUAAUAACUACACUGAAACCAACCCCUUGGAAAUAGAUCGACAGAAUACCUCUGCAUCGUUUAUCCAAAGCAAUGCUCAACAGGAAAGAAAGCAAAAAAGAGGAGUAAGACUAGCUGUAGUACAACCGAUAGCUUUUUAUGCCUACAUGAGUAGUGCCUUAAAUAACCCUGGAGGGCAUCACACACUGGUCUUUGACGUCACUAAGACAAACGAAGGCAGUGGAUAUCACGCACAUCUCGGUGUGUUUAUGGUUCCUAAAUCUGGAACCUAUUUCUUUUCCUGGACGAUGAGUCUAGAUUCCUCAUCCUAUCACGGUACAGAACUAGUAGUAAAUAAUCAGGUACAUGGUGCGAUAUACCUUGAUACCAGUAGUAGUGGACGUGACUGUGUUACAGGGAACCUUAUCCUACAACUCAACGAACAGGACGAAGUAUUCAUUCGAACAAGAGACGCCUACAAUGGUGGACAGAUCUAUAGUGAUGCAUACAGCAGGACAAGUUUCUCUGGAUUUCUAAUUGUAUAGCAAGGUUAAUUAAAUUCAAUACAAUGACAUGACA